Molecule: messenger RNA, 3225 nt
Organism: Vitrella brassicaformis
Lineage: Eukaryota; Vitrellaceae
Source: the annotation of a GenBank genome assembly
GCUGUCAAGGAAACUUGCACCGUAAAGGUCCAAACACAGGUCCCUGAUUGAGUUAGUCCUUCUGCUUCUUCUGCACUGCCGAAGUUGCCUCUUUCCUGUGCGCCAGCCGCUGUCUCAGAUGCCAUUUGAUCAACACACAUAUCCGCAGAGCACAUGACAGCGGCAGAAAAUCAAAACCGGCAUGGAGCACGGUUUGAGCAAACAGCAGCGGAUCAAAGCGCAGAUGGCUCUCAUCCUCGACGGCCAUCUUCUCCUGUCCAUCGGCAGUAGUGGCCUUGCCCUUUCUCGCCCGAAGCGACCUGCGGCAGAGGUCAGCCAUCUCAUGGUCGCAGAGACACACGUUUGGGCCGAUGAUUCGAUCGAGCAUCCACUUGAGUUUGCUGAAAGGGACCUCCAUCUCCUCUUCCCAGUCCUCGUACACGAUUGUCAUUGUCUUGGCGCCCGCCUCUUUGGCUGUGCGGCUUCGCUUUGGCUUCUUGGUGGCUGUCUUGGCUCUGCGCAGCGAGGGCUUCGAUGCCUUGAGGGGCUUGUCCGCAGCAGAACUGCUGCUGGCCAGUAGGUGUAUCGGCUGCUCUGCUGUCUCCCUCUCCGGCCGCUGGGCAGUCGCCGUGAUGUGUGCCGCAUAUCCCCGAUACCAACGGCAGAAGAAGCUGCAAUGCUCGUCUUCCCAUCUGGUGAGCUCCUCACACAGGGCGUGGCAAAGCAUGUCCAGGUCAAUCCAUUCGAGUGACUUCUUGGUGAGGGCCUUCAUCUUGGGCCCCCCACCACCGCCCCCCUUGCCAGAACCGCUGCCCUUCUUCUUUUGCGCUGGACCUUUCUUCGCCUGUGGUGAGGAUGGCUUGCUCCUCUUGAUAGUGUCCAGCAUCCUCUUGACCACGUCCUCCGACUUGAUCUUUGUCUCACUACUCUCGGUGUGAUCGCCGUCGUCUGUGUCUCCCCUUGUGACAAUCUCCUCCUUCAUUUCCCACAGGCGAACGAACAGCCGACGCCUGUACUGGGCGAGAUUGAAGGGACGCACUUGCCGCAGCGCCUUGAAAACCUCCAACUGGGGGAACUGAAUAGUCUUCAUGGCCUCAUUUGUCCCGCCACACAUUGCCCGAAGAGGGGAUGGCCUCAGCAGUGCCUCACAGACUGCUCCCAUCCAGGAGGCGUCCCGCGCAGACACGGGGACCUUGAGCAGCUUUGAGGGCGCUGACGCGACGACAAUAGCCCCCAAAGAAACAAAGAAACGGUCGGCCGCUGUGUGCAAGACAGACCGCGACACAUCAGCCUGCGACGGAAAGAGACAUCAUGGAUUCACGGAGCUGCUUGUCUUGAUUUCUCACUUGGCAGAGGCUCAUGAAGAAAGGCACUCGCGCGAAAGGAACACUGUCAUUCCCGUUGUUUGCAACACCAUGACACGAAGAUAGAAACGAUCCCAGUCGAUGUUUGAGGCCCGACAGAGAGAAGGUGCCGGUGACGAAAUCGGGGAAAGGCAGCGAAGGGUGAGUGCUCAUCUCUCUGGGGGCACGGCGCUUUGCGGUAGUGAUCCCCUGCUGCUGGCCGGCUGCCGACUGAGAGUCGGUGAGGGACUGAGCUAUCUGUAAGCGGCCGACCUUGGGGGCUUUGUACACAUCAGCCAGCUUGUGGCAAUAGACCUCUAGAACAAUCCGAUCCAGCUCUGAAGGAAAGCGAAGGGACGCUGCUGUGGAGUACUUCGGUUGUGUCUCUUCUUGUUACAGACCCUGGCGGCUGAGUGAGGGGUCGGCCUCUGCGAGUGCGAGAGCCAGCAAUCAGAGACAUAUGAAGCAUGUCAUCUCUUGGCCGCGCUUCUUUACUUUCUGUCCGAAUGGGGAAAAACGGGUCCAGACUCGAUCUGUCAAAACCGGGCACUGAAGACUUGGGCACGGCCCACUCGAUGGGGGCGGCCAACGCCGGCACACGACCCACAUCAUGCUGCAAACAGACGGAAAGGCUAUUCGAGCUGUUCGAGUCAGUCAGUCGGCCCAUAUUAGACCCACUUGUGUUGAGGUGGUCUGGAUCAUACUCUUUGGUAUGGGCGUCUGUGUGUGGGUCUCACUCCUGUCGGGCACUACUCUGCAGAAGGGAGACAUGCAUGUCUAUGCAGGAACGAACGCACUUGCCGUCACGUUCUUAGUUGUCAUUCACCUGAAGUCUUUGAAAUUGUGUGGCAGCAUCUGUGCAAGCCUCUGGGAGAAAAAGGCAUGCUCAAACGGUGACCGAAGGUUGAAAGUCGCCCUUUUAAGAUUAUGCGCACCUGCAUGCACUCGGUCAGUCCAAUGUUGUUCCGGACGUUCCUCAUCAGUCGUUUCAGCUGUCUGUCACUCUCAUUCAUCCGUAUCCGCGCCACAUCAGGAUAGCUGUAGAGCCAUCGCUUCACCAACUCAGCAUUCUCUUCCUCGCCCUCCUCAACCUCAGCCGACUCUGUCGCACUCGACGACUCGCUCUCAAAUUCUCCAGUCCUUUUCUGCUUGAUGCGCCUCUUGCGCCGUUCUGCCUUGGCAUUGGCUGCCCAUGUGGAUUCCUUCCUCUCGGUGCUCUUGAGCAGGUGGAGGCUCUCGCUGACACUGGCAACGAUUGUCUCGAAAAAGGGCAUCACUGCGGAAAGCGGAGAUGAUCGAUGAUCAGCAGGAUUAUGCGAGAAAAAUGAAUGUACAAGCGAGGUGUGACUACCUUCUGAGUCGAGGUCGGCGACAAGUCUCUGUGCCCUUCUGGCUGACUCGCAGUACUGCUGGACCUUCGCCUUUUCCUCAGGCGUGAGAGAGUACCGUUUUGUCGGCGUCGGGGUCUGUUUGCUGGAAGACGACGCAUCCGCCCCACGUCCCCGGCCUACAUAGCACAGACACAAUCAAGCAUAUGAGCAAGAUUCAGGCGUUGGUCCCGUGUCUGACCACUAAUCUUCCUCCCGAAGGCUGAAGUGAUGUUCAGUAGCUUCCAUCUGGGGCUCACAUCCUGCUGAGCUUCCAAGGCAGCAGCAGGAGGCUGAGCGACACUCUGCCGUCUCGAUCCUCGUCUUGGCUCGGUUGUACGUGUGCUGCCUGCAUCUGCAGUGUCUGGUGCACGAUGGCCGCCGAUUGGCAGCACCUUUGCGCCCUGAAGUUGAGGCCGUGUGAAGAGGCUGCCCUUCGUGCCAUCGCGGUGCUCCGGCGUCAGUCGUGGGCAAAUGGAGAAAGCAUUAGAGGGCGAAAGAGCAGCAGAUUUAGCCUCUAACCACAUAUGGCGGAG